AUGUUACCAACUGAGAUGGCACUUCCGAAUGGAAAUCAAUCACAAAUGUAUUUCUUAUCAUCGAAUAUAAAUAAACAUAUUUCAUCCAAACAACAUCACCCUAGACAUGUUGAUCAUCAUAUUCAUUCAACGCUAGCACACGAAUAUAUGGUUCCUUUCAAAACUGAGCAGGAUAUAAAUAAUAAAAUGAUGACAUUUGGAUAUCAUUUACAACCUGGUCAAUAUCUAGCCAAUUACAACAGCAAUCUUCAUCAAACUCUACCAUUAUCCAUUUCCUUAAACUCUGAAUUUCCUUCUCUGGAAUCUAGCGCAUCUGCACAAACCUUCAAUUCAAUUUUAAUGACGGAAACAACAGCAAAAAUGCAAUUAUCAGAGCUGAAUCCAUCGUUAAAGAAUAUAUUUUGUGAAAGACCUCUAUCUGACGUAUCAACUCAGGAAACAAAAUAUGAAAAUCUGUUCCAACCAUGCUUCGUUACACGUGAACAGAAUACGUUGGCACAGCCUUGUUCUUUACCACCAGUAUCUUUAUCAUCAACAACAACAUCUGGUAUUCCACCGAUCAAAAUAAAACGAAAUUUAGUAAGAACACCAAAUUUUACACCACAAUCACAACCUAAUUUAAGAAUUUCAUCGAAUUCUUCAUCAACUAUGAUUGAUAAUAAAUCUAAACCGAUCAGUGUUUCACAGUAUUUAUCAUUAUAUUCUACGACUAACGCUUUUAAACGAUAUCAAACAUCGGGGCAACGUUUGAUGUAUCCGAAAUUUGAUCUUGAACAAAAAGUCAUCAAUAAUUGUUCUACAAGCAAUUUAUUAUACAAUUUGCCUUAUUACUUGACUGUUCCUCAUGAACAUCAUUAUAUACUUACUUCUAAUCCGAUGUCCAUAAAUACACCAUCUGGAAUAUAUUCUCCUCUUUUACCGAAAUUGAAUGCUGCUUUUCCAUUUCUGUCAUUUUCAAAUACUAUAGAAAAAACGGCAGAAAAAAGAGGAGAUUUACGAAAAUCUCAAGUUGGUCUAAAUUCUACAGCAAACAUACUAAUGGAUAAAAAAAUUUUGCUACCUAUACAUUCAAUAACGAGAACAUCCAUUCUAAGAAGACGUCUACAAAAAAGAUCGAAGACUGAUGAUCAUCAUACAAAAACUUUAAUAAAACUUAUAAAACAAAGAAACAAAUUGGCUGUUCUAAAAUUCAUGAUACGAAAGCGAAAGCAACAACAACAACAAGUAUCGAAGAAAAAUAUUCCUGCAGUUAAAAUUGAAAAGGUUGUUGAACAAAUGAUUGAUAUUAAUGUCCCAAAAACAAUAUCAUUCGAGACAAAGUCACCAGAUAUUAUGGCACUUAACUUAAAAAUUACUUUUAAUACAGCUCAAAAAAUAGAAUCUAUAUCUUUGUAUUAUCAACAGCGGCAUAAACCUGAAAUUAAAAGAGAAUCAAGUUUCGUAGCAUCAAAUAAUACGAUUAACAAAUUAGGUUUAUUGAUUGAAGCUAUCAACUUUAUUGAAACGCACAAUGGGAAUUCAAAACUCACACUGGAAUCGAUUGAAUGA
Molecule: messenger RNA, 1548 nt
Organism: Rotaria sordida
Lineage: Eukaryota; Metazoa; Rotifera; Eurotatoria; Philodinida; Philodinidae
Source: the annotation of a GenBank genome assembly